Molecule: messenger RNA, 2577 nt
Organism: Caenorhabditis briggsae
Lineage: Eukaryota; Metazoa; Nematoda; Chromadorea; Rhabditida; Rhabditidae
Exons: 17
Coding region: 1-2577 (858 amino acids)
Biological process (GO): CDP-choline pathway; phosphatidylethanolamine biosynthetic process
Cellular component (GO): cytoplasm
Molecular function (GO): ethanolamine kinase activity; choline kinase activity
Source: RefSeq, a predicted model, not a curated record
AUGGAAAACUGGGCAAAUGAAUUGUUUGAGGACACUGUAGUUUUCUGUCACAAUGACUUGGCUUGUGCAAAUAUUCUGGAGCUGAAUUCCAAAAGAGAACUGGUAUUUAUCGAUUGGGAAUUCGCUUCUUACAACUGCAGAGGAUUCGAUAUUGCGAUGCAUUUGUCUGAAACUGCUGUUGAUUUUCGUGAUCCAACCCCACCGGGAAUCAAAUUCAGUGAAGAAUUGACUGACAAUCCGCCAAACUUGCAUGGCUUUGUUGAAGCAUACAUUAAUGCUGAUAAUGAACUAAAAAAUCGAAUUCCAUCGGAUCGCUCUGGUGAAAUAUCAAAACUAAUUCAAGAAGUCGAAUUCUUUUGGCCAAUCACUCAUCUUUUCUGGGCUUGUUUUGUUAUGAAAUUGGCACUUGUCAAGUACAAUUGUGGAGUUGAUAUGGAUAAGUUCUUCACAGAAAAUGAUCCAAGUUCUGAAGUGAUUCUACAAAAAGUGAUCAACCUUGGUGUUGAUUUUUUAGGUAGAGAAUGGAAGAAUACCGAUAAAAGUCAAGUGAACGUUAAAAAGAUUCUUGGUGGCCAAUCAAACCACAUUUUCUACAUAACGUCUUCUAAUUCAGCAAAGGAAUACUUGCUAAGAAUUCAUCGUCAAGAAGAUGCACAUGUGUUCACGGAUACAAUCCUUUUUAGCAUAUUUUCAGAACGAGGAAUCGGUCCGAAACUAUAUGGAUUCUUUAAUGGAGGACGAUUAGAAGAAUACCUACCCAGUAGAACAUUAGAUGCUGUAUCAGUUUUGAAGCCAGAAAUAUCUCGAAAAAUCGGAGAAUCGUUUCCCAAAUACCAUUCCAUGAACGUUCCACUCUCCAAAAAUCGUCGUUGUUUUCAAGUUAUGAGAGAUGUUUUACAGCAAUAUCAAAACCUUGGAGGUGGCGAUUUUAAUUUAUUCCCCACUCAUGUCACUUGGACUGAUCACCCAGAUUCAAUUUCCCUUGAGAACUUACAAAAAGAAAUCAAUCUAAUGGAAUCUUGGACGAAUGAGAUUUUUGAGGAUACUGUAGUUUUCUGUCACAACGACUUGGCUUGUGCCAAUAUUUUGGAGCUGAAUUCCAAUAAAGAACUCGUUUUCAUCGAUUGGGAAUUCGCUUCUUACAAUUGCAGAGGAUUCGAUCUGGAAAUGUUUUUGUCUGAAACUUCGAUUGCCAGAGGUCUCACAUCGACUAAAGCUCAAAUAAAUCAGGAAAUGACCGAACAUUCACCGAAUCUUUAUGGAAUCUGUGAAGCAUAUGUAGAUGCAGAUUAUAAGCUGAAAAAUCUGGAGCCAUCGAAUCGAUCAGCUGAAAUUUCAAAAUUGAUGAAAGAAUGCAACUUUUUCACUCCAAUUACUCAUCUCUUCUGGGCUUGUUUUUUGAUGAAAAUCGGAUUAAUCAAUUAUAUUCCUGGAGCUGAUAUCAAUAUGCGAGCAAGGGAUAGAUUGGCAAGACUGUUCAAACAGAAUGCAAUCAAUUCUGAUGUAAUUAAGAAAAAGUUAAUUGAGUUAGGAGAAUCAUUUUUGGGUGGAGAAUGGAAGAAUGUCACUUUAGAUCAAGUCCAUGUUCCUCGGUUACUAAGUGGACAAUCAAACUAUUUGUAUCAUGUGACGUCAUCUACUUCUGCCACACCAUAUCUUCUAAGAAUUCACCGGCAAGAACGAAGUCAAGUUUUCACGGACACUGUUUUAUUUGCCAUUCUUUCUGAACGAGGACUUGGUCCAAAACUCUACGGCUUUUUUGAAGGAGGACGUUUGGAAGAAUACCUUCCAAGUGAAGGAUUCACUGAAGAUGAUUAUUGGAAACCUGGAUUCGUUCAAAGAAUUGGUGCAGCACUUCCUGCAUGUCAUGCAAUGGAUAUUCCAGUUUCAAAAAAUGUUCGGUGCGCCAAAUUAAUGAGAGAUUGGUUGAAUGGAUAUAAAGAACUUGAAGGAGGGGAUUACGAAAUUCUACCAACCACCGUAACCUAUUCUGAUCAUCCAAAAACAAUUUCGGUUCAGAAAUUGAGUGAAGAAAUUGACACCUUUGAGAAAUGGGCAAGAGAAGUUUUCGAGCACACUUUGGUUUUUGGACAAAUUGAUUUUGGGGUGUCAAAUGUUCUGGAGCUGAAUUCUACAAAAGAAAUGGUUUUCAUUGAUUGCGAGUUCUCAUCAUACAAUUGGAGAGGGUUUGAUCUUGCAAUGUUUGUAUCUGAAUCGGCAAUCACAUUCAAUGUUCCAUUUCCACCUGGAAUAAAAAUCAUUGAAGAUCUGACUGAUAACUCUCCCAUCAUUCGUAUUCUAUGCGAAGCUUAUCUAGAUGCUGAUAAUACGCUCAAAAAUCAUAUUCCCUCUGAUCGAUCCUCUGAACUGGAGUCUCUAAUCCAGGAGUGUCUCUUCUUCUGGCCUCUCACUCAUUUAUUCUGGGCACUCUCUGCUAUGAAACAUGCACUUUUAAAAUUUGAAAACGGGGUGGAUUUAGAUGUUCAAGCUCGGGAUAGAUUGGCAGUUUAUUUUCAUUUGAAACCAAGAUCUCAAAAAAUUUACGAAGAGUUGAAAAAGUGGAAGAAGGCACUUUGA